UGUCGAUCAGAGUUUUUGAGUGGACAGUGAAAGAUGGCAUACAGCUCGGAGUUGAUAAAGGCGCAGGGCAAAAGCAGCGCACAGCAUCACAAAGCCAGAGAGGCGACUCUGCACCUCCGAGUCAUCUUCUUAGAUAACAGCGAGCGAGUUUUCGAGGUCGAGCAAAAAAUCCUGGGCUGUGACUUUUUCAACAAGGUGUGUGGACACCUUAAGCUCCUGGAGAAAGAGUACUUUGGCCUGGAAUUCCGUCAUCAUAAUGGCAACUAUGUGUGGCUUGAACUUUUGAAACCACUGGCAAAACAAGUCAAAAACACCAGUGAACUAGCAUUCCACUUUAUUGUGAAGUUUUUCCCACCAGACCCAGGCCAGUUGCAAAAAGGCUUGACCAGGUAUCUAUUUGCCCUGCAAAUAAAACAGGAUUUGUCAAAUGGAAGCCUCACAUGUAAUGACAACAGUGCUGCAUUGUUGGUCUCUCAUAUAUUGCAAGCAGAACUUGGGGAUUACAAUGAAGAGUUAGAUGCAUACCACCUACAGAAUAAGCAAUAUGUGCCGAAUCAGGAGUACCUGGACCACAAGAUUAUUCGCUUUCAUAAGAAACACAGAGGUCAUAAUCCAGCCAUCUCAGACAUACAUUUGCUGGAGGUUGCCCGGAAAUUGGAUAUGUAUGGCAUUCGACCACAUCCUGCUCAUGAUGGAGAAGGCAUGAGGAUCAAUCUGGCUGUUACCCACAUGGGUGUACUGGUAUUUCAGGGUAACACAAAAAUCAACACCUUCAGCUGGGCGAAGAUCCGCAAAUUAAGUUUCAAGAGGAGGAAUUUCCUCAUCAAACUACACACGGAAGCUGGGCCUUCACGAAGGGACAUGGUUGAAUUCACCAUGGCAAGCAGAGAUAUUUGUAAAACUUUCUGGAAGAUGUGUGUGGAGUAUCAUGCCUUCUUCCGUCUAGCUGAGGAGCCCAAGCCAUACCAAAAGUCAUUGUUUUCCAGCAAGGGAUCCAGCUUCAGAUACAGUGGCAGGACGCAAAAGCAACUUCUAGAGUGUGUUGGUACUGGGGAGCAUAAAAAUAUGCCAUUUGAGAGGUCAAACUGCAAGCUUGAAUCUCGGCAAUGCAAGUCAUCCCCAGACUUGCUCACUGAUGUAUCCAAACAGCUUUACGAGCAAGCCUAUCAAUUCUCCCACCAUGAUGUUUCAAAGCAUGGAACAAAUGUAUUUUCUGAGGGGCUUGACCAGUCCUGUCCCUUGUCAAGACUGCCUGCCAAAUCAAGCAGGAUUGCAUCUCCAAAACAACGUUCCUUAUCCACAUCAGGGGCAGAUCAUCGAGGCAGAAGCCCUCAAAGGCCUGGGGCAAGGAGACAUCAGUCCCCUAGCUCUCAACACCUGGUCCUUCUCUAUCCCAACAGCCCCCACCUGCAAUUCCAUCCAGUGCUGCCAACUUUCCCUCUGGCAACUUACCCUUUUUGGCUACAAGACCCCACAUCAUCUUCCUUAGACCGUCUCACACAAGCUCACCAGCGUUUAAAGCCUAUGAAGUAUUUGCCUCGGCAAACAGACCACUCCUUUUCAUCUGUUUCCUCUUUAUCACCACCACCACGACAGCAGCAUCUGGAAGGGCUUCAACUCUCUGGAAUUGGAUUGGCUGGAGCUAGAAUAUGCCCCCUAUCAGGAAGUCCACUGGGGGUGGGGUUAAAAAGAAGGCACAACAUAGGAAAAACAGAACCAGGGCACUACAGUGAUGACUCUUCCUUUCAGAGUGCAUUGCCUUGCCAAGCCUCAAGCCAACCAAAUGUGAAGUUCCAGAGACCUGCACUAGCUUCUUCAGCUGCUGCAUAUGCCUCAGAGUAUCGGCCUCUGGGGUAUUAUCCCCACCUCUCACAACACCGGGUCCCUACUAGACCAACCUACCUUCCACUAAGCCCUCCCCCUUUGCAAGAAAGACCUACAUCUUUAUGUGUGCUUGGCACAGGCAGUUACAGCGAUUCAGACUCUGAACUCUUUUAUCCAUGUUACUGUCCUGCUGUAGGGAAAAUGGUACAUUCUGGUCCACUAGCACAUAUGCGUUUCUCAUCUGGAAGCCUCCAACUAGAUGAGGAAGAGGGAGAAGAGGGGGAAGAGGAUGAUGUGUGCAACCAGAGUGAUGGGGAAAAUACUGCUCUUAUGUCUGUCAAAGUAAUGAAACUGUAG
Molecule: messenger RNA, 2181 nt
Organism: Neoarius graeffei (lesser salmon catfish)
Lineage: Eukaryota; Metazoa; Chordata; Actinopteri; Siluriformes; Ariidae
Product: FERM domain-containing protein 7
Exons: 12
Coding region: 34-2181 (715 amino acids)
Cellular component (GO): cytoskeleton
Molecular function (GO): guanyl-nucleotide exchange factor activity; cytoskeletal protein binding
Source: RefSeq, a predicted model, not a curated record